AUGAGGAAUCGAACCUCACAUCAUCGGAUUCCGCAGUCCGAUGCUCUAGAGCAUGGAAGCGCGGAAUAUGAAGGUCUGAAGUUAUUUUCGAUCUCCCUGUCAAAAUGUCCUGGAUCUGCCUUUGUUUUAUUUAUUCCUUUUCUUCUGCGCAAAAACGAUCUCGAAUUUGAUAACUUGUUCACUGAAUGAAAAUCUUGUUGAUAAAGGCGCUGUGAAUAUCAUAUGAUCACGUGCAAGUGAACCAGCUGUCCUUCCCGCUCAGACAUAGCGGAGGCUUUAUCUGGCUUUCUCCCACCGACUUCAGCGGCUGAGUAAUUCUGUUCGGCGACGAUCACCUAAGUUUUCGGAAACUUUCCGACCCAUUUCUUAGAUGGUAUUGAUGAGAUAAGGAAUGCCUAAUUGACAUAUCGACGGAGCACAGAACAUUAAACAAUAUUGUUGUUAGCUUUAACGCCCACUUAUUCUCUUUGAGCUGCGAAUCGUUAUUCAUUAAGUGCGAAAAUAGGCAAUAAAAGCAUUUAUCUAUUUACUUCAUAUUUUCUUUUUUUCGUAGAAUAACUUGUCGUUCACAUGGAAAGCUGGAAGAGGAACUCUUCAGUAUUAAUCCUUUACACGAUCUGCUCGGCUGUUUUAUCUCCUCGAGCAUAGUGCUGGAUGCUUUAUUUUCCAAUUUUUUCCCGCCAGCUUCAGCAGCUGUAAAAUUCUGUUCAGCGACGUACAAAUUCUCUUCGUGGAAAAAGAAAACCCCCCCACCUAACAUAAAAAUUGUCCUGAGCCCUUCCCUUUUAUUACAACUUCGUGAAAACCCGAAAAAUGGAAAAAACCUCCAACCAGUCUACUGAGAAACGAUCCUAUUGAGUAAGUUACAGGCUGGAUUAAACUUUCGAUAAUAACGUGAUUAAAAAUGAAUCCUUAAUAAAAAUGUCUGAGUAGAAAAUUGUCAUUAGAUUAUUUGGCUUGUUUUAAUACGUGAUCAUUAUCAGUAAACAUCUGUUGCUGGAUAUUUCUGGAGUCUUUUUCUCGUCAUUACGUCAAUAGUUAUAAUAAUAAUUUCAAUAAUAGAAACAACCUAGAACUUUCGAAAAUUGUCCUUUUUUCUCCAACCAUACUCUGAAUUGGAAAAGUAUCUCGAUAAUAUUACUCCGAACGAAAGCUAUUAAACUCCGACUCUGGUUAUCUCAGUUGGAGGAAGUUUCGGGUGUAGACUGCCAAUUUUCUCAAAUUUUUAGGCAUGUUUAAUAAUUAAGCAUGUUUUAUUUAUAUAGAUAGAUGAUUCAUAACCUAUGUUUUUUCCGGCUUUGGUAAAAUAUAUGUGGCCUUCGCAGAGCUGCUGGCUCAAAACAAAACUAAUCUCCUGGCACCGCAAUAUGUCAGCAAACGUGACAGCAACGAUGAAUGGAACACAGUCCAUGUCGAGCUGCUUCAACCCCACAGCGAUAAGAAUUGGUGAAACCUUUGCCUACUGUCUGCUACUUGUUGUGUCGCUGGCUGGAAAUAUCCUCAUUGGAAUUAUUGUCUACAAGGAGAAAGCACUGAGAACACCAAUCAACAUUUUGAUUGUAAACAUGGCAAUCUCCGAUCUGUUGUACCCGAUUAUCCGUUUUCCUCUACUUUUUGUAAGGUUAAACACAGCCAGCCACUGGCUGCUCAGCAGUCCACUUGGCCAAGCGUUUUGUAAACUGAGUUGCUUCGCCACUGACGUCUCCAGUGCUGUGUCCAUUCAGAGCCUGGUUCUGAUAGCAGUGGAUCGAUUUGUAACUGUGGUAUUUCCUUUCCGUUCCUCACUGAUCAGUUCAAAGCAAUGCAGGCUCUUCAUUCUCGUCAUUUGGAUCGUCGCCGUGGUAGUCUUUGGCCCAUUAUUGUUUACGUGGGAAUUUGUCGAGUAUCUAGAAGGGCCGGUUUGUCACCAGGAGUGGAAGGGCACAUUUGAAGAGUUCUCAUCGUUUAAAAACUACAUUCUGGUAACGAUCAUUGUAUUAAUCUAUGUCCCUUUGGUUUUGAUUGCCAUACUUUACUUUUCCAUUGCCAUAAGAAUUAAAUCGCAGAAGAUUCCAGGGGAGCCUUCAGUAAACGCAAGAAAACAGCGCUUGAAGAGAGAGAGAAAUGCUCUGAAGAUGUCCAUUGCCAUCGUGUUCGUUUUUGCAGUAUGCUGGCUGCCAUCCAGUAUCAUUUUCUUCUUAUUCUUGUUUUCAUCAGACAGCGCCAUGAUGUCAUCUUGUGCCUUCCAAUACUCUGCGCAUAUUGCCUUUUUUCUGGUUCGAUCAUACUGCGCUGUAAACCCUUGUAUCUGUUUCAUAUUCAGCGGUAAUUAUCGUCAAGGUCUUGAGAACCUCCUCGGUUGUUUCUCUACUAAUCAAGCUGCCCUGACAUAG
Molecule: messenger RNA, 2372 nt
Organism: Pocillopora meandrina
Lineage: Eukaryota; Metazoa; Cnidaria; Anthozoa; Scleractinia; Pocilloporidae
Source: the annotation of a GenBank genome assembly